CUUUUCCUGCAUCUCAAGGUGAUUACCAGAUCGGGAUUUCUGCACUAAAGGCAGCAGAGCAGGAUCAUCUUGCAGUGCAGGCUAUGUUGAAGAGGUUACCGAGCGGGUGAUGGAGAAUUUAAAAACGCGCCUUUGCUGAAAGAGAGGCAGCAAUGGAUCAGAGGAGAGCAGCCUGGCCAAGCAAACUGCCCUACUCACCACAGUGCUGAAAACAAGGUGCUUCUGGUUGGACAGCACAUGCUGCAGGGAUGUACAGCUGAGGGAAUGUUUAUGAUUUGCCAAAGUACGAGGGGAACUCAGCAAGGACAUCAGAACUGGGAUGCCCCUGUCUUCUCUCUUCAGGGGUGCCUUGCUUCACGUGCGUCUUUUGUCUGCUAUGCUGUGUCUAAACGGUAAAACCACUAAAAAUAAGAAGUCAGCAAGGUGGAUUGGGUGAUCAGGUGCAUUUCUCUUUUGGAAGAGAUGGUCCUGGUCAUGAAACUUCUGUUCCUCACCUGCCUAUGGCCAACAGCAGUGCUACACAGUUCUCACAGUCAGCAUCACCGUCUUCAUCGUCGGCAACAAAUGGCAUUCUCAAGGAAACAUAACAGCAAACGAGAAAUUAAAAUGAGGAAACUUGACAGCACAAAGGUCCGACCACUUAGAUCUGAGCAGCUUCUUCACAUAGAGGAGCAUGACUUUGCACUGAGACCUGGAUUUGGAGGGUCACCAAUACCUGUGGGCAUUGAUGUGCAGGUGGAGAGCAUUGACAGCAUUUCUGAAGUUGACAUGGACUUCACAAUGACUUUGUAUCUCAGACACUACUGGAAGGAUGAGAGACUCUCAUUCCGUAGCAACAAAAACAAAAGCAUGACCUUCGAUGGGAGGCUGAUAAAAAAGAUCUGGGUGCCUGAUGUGUUUUUUGUGCACUCCAAAAGAUCUUUCAUCCAUGACACAACUGUGGAAAACAUCAUGCUCCGAGUGUACCCCGAUGGCAACGUCCUCUUCAGUCUGAGAAUAACAGUUUCUGCUAUGUGCUUCAUGGAUUUCAGUAGGUUUCCCCUGGACACACAGAACUGUUCUUUAGAACUGGAAAGCUAUGCAUACAAUGAAGAUGAUCUGAUGUUGUACUGGAAACACGGCAACAAGUCCCUGAGCACAGAUGAGCACAUCUCCCUCUCCCAGUUCUUCAUUGAGGAAUUCAGUGCUUCCAGUGGACUUGCUUUUUACAGCAGUACUGGUUGGUACAAUCGACUUUUUAUCAACUUUGCACUCCGCAGACAUAUUUUCUUUUUUGUGCUACAAUCCUACUUCCCAGCCAUGCUGAUGGUGAUGCUGUCUUGGGUUUCCUUUUGGAUUGAUAGAAGAGCUGUUCCUGCCAGGGUGUCAUUAGGUAUAACCACAGUGCUGACAAUGUCGACCAUCAUGACAGGAGUAAGUGCCUCAAUGCCUCAAGUGUCUUACAUAAAGGCUGUGGAUGUGUAUUUAUGGAUCAGCUUCCUUUUUGUCUUCCUGUCAGUCAUCGAGUAUGCGGCAGUGAACUAUCUCACCACCAUUGAAGAGAGAAAACAACUCAAAAAAAGGGGCAAGGCUUCAGGAAUGUACAGCAUGGACGCAGUGCAAGCAAUGGCUUUCGACGGCUGCUUCCACGACACGGACGUGGACAUGGACCUGAGUCCCUUCCCAGAUCCCUGUGAGGAGAAUGAGACCAGGGCAAGUCAGACCAACAUCUCCAAUGCAGACACACCUCGCCUGAAGAGGAAGAGAUCUCUGAAGGGAAACGUGGGCAGGAUUAUUUUACAGAACAAUCACGUUAUUGACACGUAUUCCAGGAUUAUAUUUCCCAGUGUAUAUAUUGUGUUCAACUUUUUUUACUGGGGCUUGUACAUAUGAACAAAGAUGCUUAUAAGCUAGACUUUAUUUUGUGUAGGAGGGUUGCAUCAUACUUUAAAAGUAAUGCAACAGCAGUAGAGGAGAAGGUAACGAUUGUCCAAAAGAGACUUCUGAAUCAAACCUGAGCUGGUUUGGUCAGCAGCAAAACUCUUCGUGAAAAACUCUCACGUCUGGGUUCUUUUCCCACUGGACUAUGCAGAGCUUCACCAGGGUGAUCCCAUGCACAGGCUGUGCUGCAGUGGCACAGGAGCUGUGUGCUCGCUGAGGGAGCCCUUUGUCACCCCCCUGGACAGACAGCAGCUCCCACCUGAGGCACUGCCCUGUCUCUGCACUCCAACCCUUCCUCUCCAAUCAGCCUCUGAUCUUCGCCUGUGCUCCAUUUUGGUCAGCAGUUGGCACAAACCGCUCUGGGAUAACCUUGGGAUGCCUCCUGUCCCUGUUUUACUUCUGCAUUUCAAUUUUCCUGGGCAGCCUCUGCCCUCAGAUGGGAAUCAGGGGGAAAACUGUGGCUUAGCAGUGCAGUAAGGACCAGCAGGAAGCAGGAAGCCACGCUGAUGGGGCUCAGUAGAUUGUGCAUCAACAACAGCUUAAGAAAACCCUUUGCCCUUGUCAGCUGUCCGUGAUUCUCCAUGGGACCUCUUUUUGAAGAAUCUGCCUCACCAGUCCCUGAGGCACCACAGGAGCAAUGUCCCAGGCCCUGUGCACUUGCAGCCUCCUCCCAGGUGGAUGAGCAGCAUCCCCAGAUGGAGCUGUGUCCUUCACGUGUCACCCACACCCUCUGCCUCACCUCAGCCUGCUGUAACCCCCUGCUUCCAGCAGAACCCUUUGGUUUAGAAACAAAGGCUUUGAGACAGAGGUUUUAGAUGACUUUGUCAAGAGAACAAACCAACCACGCCUUUGGUUCUUCUGCUUCAUGUUGCAUGUGAACUUGGGGUUUUGCCUCCCUCCUCUCCCUUUGGCUUUUGAGAUUGAAUGUUCCAGUGAGGAGAAGCUGCAUCCGCCCCUUGCAGCAGUGAUCCCCAGCACAGUUCUAGGAAAUAAAAGGAAACAGCUGUGCCAAAACAGAGACACAUACAGGAAACCUGUCAGUCUCAGAUGAAUCCUGCGUGGAGAUAUCCUUAGGUUCAGGCUAAGGAGGCUGAGUUAAGGAUGUUCAGGGAUAAACACAGAAAGUUUUCACAGCUCCAGAAAAGAAUUAAGAUUACUUUGGUAACUUUCCCAAAUAAGGAGCAUUUUCCACAAUAUUCCUUGGGUUCAUCGUAAUUUAAUGAGCUGAGUUUGUAUUUACAAAGUCAGCUCAAAAUGAUCAUUUGUGAUGGCAAAAAGUGUCACAA
Prinia subflava (tawny-flanked prinia) is the source of this 3206-nucleotide messenger RNA. It is a transcript of the gene GABRR3, whose product is annotated as gamma-aminobutyric acid type A receptor subunit rho3. Bases 463 to 1872 code for a protein of 469 amino acids. Gene Ontology annotation, molecular function: extracellular ligand-gated monoatomic ion channel activity; chloride channel activity; neurotransmitter receptor activity. The transcript has 10 exons. Lineage: Eukaryota; Metazoa; Chordata; Aves; Passeriformes; Cisticolidae. Gene Ontology annotation, cellular component: GABA-A receptor complex; plasma membrane; neuron projection. The record is from RefSeq and is a predicted model, not a curated record. Gene Ontology annotation, biological process: chloride transmembrane transport; nervous system process; regulation of membrane potential.